UGAUAGCCUUCAUAGAUUAAACAUUGGAUUAUUCUAUUUCAUACAAGUUCAUUCACAAAUCACACAAUUCUGUUUACUUCUUGAGUUGUCUUGUUUUUUGGGUUUUUUUUGUUGAAUUAAAUAUGCUGCUUUGCCUUCAAAACUUCCUUCCUUAUUACAAUAACAAAAAAAAUGGUACCACAGUUCGUUUUACAAUUAUACAGUUGUGCUACAGACACCUGAAAUAGAACAUAUAAAGGACAGGUGAACCUGUGGAUUAAUUAAGACUAAGUCUCUAAAAACGCAUUUUGUUUAAUUGUAGCCGAAUCUCUACAUGCUAAAGAUGUACGAAAUAGUGAUGCCUGUGAUAGAUACAAUGGGUGGUAAUCUAAGGACCAGAAUUUAUGUAAAGGUUUUUCAAGGACUAAAAGCUGGUAAAAUUUAUUGCCACUCGCUGACAGGCAACAAUGUCACAAACCAUGGUAUCGAGAUCAUUAUCUCCCUAAGUUUUAUCACACUGCCACUUGACUUAUCAAUAAAAAAAUGACUGGCAAAAAUCUUGAGCUGUCAACCUUUACCCUGUUGGUCCAGUGACAUUUGCAUAAUUAUUGACACUUCUUAAGUAACAUUUUUUGAAAAAUGGAGAUUAACUACAUUUUCUUUAUAUUAUUCAUGACCAAAUUAGCAUAUGCAUACAAAAUUUGAGCUCAUGAAGUAUUAUUUUUGUAGCAUUAUCAUCAAAGCUUUAACUUUUACUCUGCAGUUUCAAGUACAGUUAUUUGGUUCUGUAUUUUUAUUACACAGUAUGAAGGUAUCAGCCAACCUUAAGGCUUGCGAGCCAUGUCCUGUGGGGGAAUAUAUUUCAAUACCCUGCAACGAUGUGCACCCAAAUGUGUGUAAGAAAUGUCCACGUGGGCACUUCCAAAGUACACCAAACAACAGAACGAUUUGUGACUGGUGCCAGUCAUGCAAAAGGAAUGAGAUUGUGAGAGAAAAAUGUUCAGCGACGAAAGACACAGUUUGCCGCUGUCCCACAGGGUUUGUAUACGAUCCUAUCAAACCUUGUGAACCAUGCAAGGAUGCGGAAAAUUGUGAGGGUAAUGGAGACAAUGGAGGCAAUGAAGGAGGUGAAAAAGGAGGUGGUUUAUAUGUCCGCAAAGGAGUUUCAGACGAGGUUAUGAUUGCCAUAAUUAUCGGUGCAACUUUGGUGGUGGUUUUCAUUAUCAUAAUAAUUGCGGUAUAUUGCUUCAGGCGAAGGAGAAGAAGACUGGCGAGACCAUCCGCUCAUUUACUGACACCAAAGUCUCCUAUAAAGCCUGAUGUGGUGAAGGAUGCUGUUGUCCGACAAAACACCCCACCCUUACCACCACCUAGAACAACAAAUGACAAUUACUAUAGUCCUAUUCCAUCCUUACCAAGAGUAACAACGCCCCAGACGAGAAUAAACUGCUCAUCGAUGCCCUUCAAACUUGUAGAAGAACUAAACUUUCUUUUAAGUUCAUCAUAUACUUUUAACUAUAAACAUUUAGCAGGCGAGUUAGGCUAUAGCCAUGCGUUCGUUCGACAGCUGACGCAGGAAACACAUCCGGUAGAGGCACUCCUUGGAGCAUACGCAACUGAGGAAGAACCUACAAAAGAGAGACUUUGUAGAGCGCUAUUGACCAUUGGUCGUUCUGACGUAGCGGCCAAAGUGCAAUCUAGUUUGUGAUAAAUUGAUAAAUUUAUGGUAAUAAGUUUCUGAUAAAUUAUGUACAUGUAGAUAUAAACAUAUUUUAUAGUCUGUUUUUAUAAUAUAUUAGUUUUUUUGUGUUUUUCUUUUUUUAUUUACCAAAUGAGCUCGUUAUUAAAAAUUUUCGAAAAGUAAGAAGAAAGAUAGGAUAAGAUUUAAUUAUGAUUUCGUGUUAUAACUAAAUUAGAAAGGGUGGUAAAAUAUGCGGCGUCCAAAGAAUAUCUACCAGUGAAUAUUUGUAGGCGUAAUGUCAUUAUCACAGUGACUGGCCUGGCGCAUUUUUUUAUUUCGCCUGUUCAUUUUCAUUUAUUUGGUAAUUAUUUAACUUUUUGUGUCUAUUUUGGUUCGUUUUGUUUUAUCCAGCUUAAAUAUGUAAAUAGGAAAAUCAAAUUUUUAUACAAAAGAUUAUAGCUACUUUUUAUUAUUAAAACUUUGUGAGUAAUAAUUUAUUUUUCAAUUUUGAUCCAACCGGAAAAUAUUUGCUACUAACUAAAGGCGCCUGUAGCUAUUUUGGCUGUCGGCUCUUAAAAUUCGGGAAAGAAAUCUUGUGAAUAUUUUCUCUCGCUUGAUGAUUUUAAGCCAGAGUAGUUAAAGGCAUUAAUAACACCAUUGGAGGCUGCCAUCCGUUACGGAUUCGAUUUCUAUUCGAUGCACUGUACUCAGUGCGUACAGUAGUCAAGGACCUUUUAUUUCGUAGCCUUAUUAGUUUCAAUUUUUAGUAUAUUUUGUUUCGAGGGAUUUUAUUUGUUACUUAAUUGCUUACUAUAUCCGAGUAGAGUUUACAUGCAUUCUUAUGCGCAUCAAAGUUUUGAACAGAAUGUAAACCAGCCUUUAUUUUUUAACCGCCUGCUACUGACCUCAACAAACAAGUUGAUUGACAGAUACGAUGAGUCAUUUUAAAGGGAAAUUACAAGUAUUCGUCGGGCUAAGAUGUCCCUCUUUCUGUGAAUUACCUACUUUUAGGAUUCUAAUGCAAUGGGGAAUAGUAAAAGAACUACGAAAAAGGAUCUCAAAUCCCUCUGUAGACAUUUUUUACUUUUUUUUAACUUUAUAGUCAAGUAUCUUUUCAAAUAUAUUUGUAAGUUUCGUUUAUAAGAUAUCCACGGGUAACAUUUUUUUUAUUAAAACUUUUUCGCCAGUGAAGGCCUUUUUUUAAUUUUUUUUGUGGACGAUAGUUAGAUUCCUAUUUUCAGUUUUCUUGUGUCGUGUCAUUGUACGUUUUUUUUUGUUUUAUUUAAAAGUUCGUAAGCUAUUUAUAUACUCUUUGUUAUUCAUGUAAAUUUCAUCUUGACGGUUUAACAUGGCGGACUGUUAUGGUAA
This is a messenger RNA of Hydractinia symbiolongicarpus, 3028 nucleotides long. Its product is annotated as tumor necrosis factor receptor superfamily member 16-like. Gene Ontology annotation, cellular component: cell surface; plasma membrane. The record is from RefSeq and is a predicted model, not a curated record. Lineage: Eukaryota; Metazoa; Cnidaria; Hydrozoa; Anthoathecata; Hydractiniidae. The transcript is spliced from 9 exons. Gene Ontology annotation, biological process: Rho protein signal transduction. Bases 668 to 1687 code for a protein of 339 amino acids. Gene Ontology annotation, molecular function: death receptor activity; nerve growth factor binding; coreceptor activity.